AUGACAGAUGAGAGGGCGCUACUGCAAAGGCGGUAUGAGCAGUCUUCGACUUUCCUUCGAGGCUCAACCUCGGGAGAGCCAUCUACGAGCAAGCGGCCCUAUGUGACGCUCACCUUUGCGCAAACGGUCGAUGGGUACAUCUCCGGGCGGAAGGGGCGGCAACUUCGCCUUAGCGGCGAUGAGAGCAUGGCCAUGACUCACUAUCUCAGAACCCUUCACGAUGCCAUUCUCGUAGGAGUGGGGACGUUGCUGAAUGAUGAUCCCCGGCUCAGUGCUCGCCUCCUGCCCCAAAUCCCCCCUCCAGACUCACAGCCUCGCCCAGUCAUCCUCGACACUCAAUUGCGCUCCCCUCCCACCUGUCGGCUUCUGAAAAACUACCAAAGCGGACAAGGUCGUCAGCCCCUCUUCCUCUGCCGAACCGGUCUCAAAGGUUCCGAGCAGGGGAAGAGUCUCGAAGCGGCAGGGGCGACCAUUGUAGAAGUGACAGGGAUGGACUGGCCCUCGAUCUUGUCUAUUCUGCAUUCACUUGGGGUGAAGAGAUUGAUGGUCGAGGGAGGAGCACAGGUGAUCGAGUCUCUCUUCAUGGCUCGCUCUACCUCCUCUGCCUCCGGUAUAGGUCGCGCAGGUGAUCUCAUCGAUCAACUCAUCGUGACCGUCUCCCCCAACUUUGCUGGGUCGGACUCGACGGGGUACAAGUCCCCCAAAUGGAGCGAUCCUGUUCCUGACAAGACGAAGAAGCAGGCGAGUGCAGAGGAGGAGGAGCAGACUGGAGCUGCGUUCCAGGUCAGGAAGAAGGACUGGUUCGGCGACGACGCAGUGUGGAUCUGGACUCGGGCGAAAACUUGAGUGCAAUCUCAGACAACUGUAGGGAGCGGCAAAGUCUGGUAUUGGUCUAGAGGUGCAAAAUCGACGCCGGUAGCGUCCUCAAAAUCUAUCGUCUCUACUUCUU
Molecule: messenger RNA, 949 nt
Organism: Microstroma glucosiphilum
Lineage: Eukaryota; Fungi; Basidiomycota; Exobasidiomycetes; Microstromatales; Microstromataceae
Exons: 3
Coding region: 1-846 (281 amino acids)
Biological process (GO): riboflavin biosynthetic process
Molecular function (GO): 5-amino-6-(5-phosphoribosylamino)uracil reductase activity
Source: RefSeq, a predicted model, not a curated record